AUGUCUGCCAUCUCAUCGUCAGCCAUGAACCCCCAGGGCCAGGGAGUACGCCAGUCAGCCCGUCAGACUCGAACAAACCCGUCUCGAACCUCUAAAACCAUCGGACGAUCCUCUUUCGCAUUCGGCCGAGGCUCGACUACUGAAAUUCCUUCUACGCCCCCUGUUCCCCAUGGCUUCUACCCUGCCCUCACGCAUUUUACAGAUGCUAUUACUGCGCUUCCUCGCGAGUUUCGGCGUCACAACUCUCUAUUAAAGGAAGUCGAUGCGAAGGCAUGGGCUCUUGAGGAAAAUUUACUCCAGCUGCUCGAGCAUUCCUGCGAGUCGCAGCCAGUUACUCACCCUCCUCACCCCGCGCCUAUCGUCGGGGGUGUCAUUCGUGAGGAUGUUAUGCCUCAGGAUCUCUCUCAAGCACUCGAAUCGUCCGAAAGCAAAAAUCGCCGACUCCUCUUUGAUCGCGUACGACAGAGCCUCUCUGAUCUUAUGAUGACCGCCGACGAGAAAAAUCACGUCAUUUCAAACGCGAACGAGGAAUUGGACCGCCAAGUCGUCCGACUGGAUACCGUAUUCCCAUACAUUGCAGGCGAGAUUAGCGAAGAAGCUCGCCUGGGCAGUCUGACACAUUGGGCCUACUCCAACAAGACCGCGGCGAAGGCAGCAACCAACGAGCGUCCCCGCCGCGAAGCAGUCAACCACAGACAGGAUCUCUCGCACGUGCUGCACGAAGCUGAAGCCGCUAGCCGCAGUGAGGCUCGACGCGAUGCCGUAUUGGCGCGUAAACAGCGUCGUGCGCACGUCGAUGCAGACUAUGAGGAAUCACGGAGCUCAGGUGCCCGCAAAACCAAUAAUGGGAAAUCUCGUGGCGCAGACGCGGCUGAUCCUAGCGCUGCUCCCAAGCGUCGGAAGGUAGAACGCCCAGCGCUCCCUGUAGACACGAGUAUUCCGAUGGAACGGUCUGCCAGCGGUGCUCAGAGUCAGAGAGCCGCAAACAAGGAUCCUGCGGAGAAGAAGCGGUCUCGCGCUCCCAAUCCGACUGCUGCUGCGCGCAAGAGGGCCAAUGCUUCAAAUGCCGGAUCGCCUGUCCUUGCCCCGUCGCCUUUGGUUGGAACUUUCAAUGUCCCGCGGGGUGCAGCCAGUCCAGGUCCCACGUCGAGGCCACAAUCUUCGCGCAAUCAGCAAAACGCCGGGUCAACAAGCAACGCACGACAAAGGCCAUCAUCAUCAGCCUCAAACCGCAUUGGCCAGCCAAACAACAACAAAAUCGCCGAUUCAAGGAACAUGCCCCGCGAUGGCACGGUCAAGAACGAGCUCAAUGCGGAGCUCCGUGAGUACGAAGAUUCCAGCGCCCGAACCUCAGUACCAGCCGGGUCCAAACGCGAAGACCUGGACGGCAAAGACUCUGGCGAAAACGAACCCAGCAAAGGCCGCACAUCCAAAACCUCCACACCCAUCCUCGCAGCAUAUGAACCUAUCCAGCAGCGCGCACGACCAACACGAAGCCAAGACCCCGCCUCGACAAAGCGCACACAAAAGAAACCCAUUCCACCACCCGUCAUACCCUCCGACGAUGAGUCCCUCCACGAAGGCGACGACGAAGACGAAGAGGGCGAGCCGCGAUACUGCUACUGUAACGAGAUCAGUUUCGGUGAAAUGGUUGCUUGCGAUAAUGACGCCUGUCCGCGCGAAUGGUUCCAUUUGUCUUGCGUGGGCUUGACAAAACCGCCUGGGAAGAAUGUCAAAUGGUAUUGCAACGAAUGUAAGGAGAAUAUGCGACGGAGUCGCAAUGGACGCUGA
Molecule: messenger RNA, 1791 nt
Organism: Penicillium nucicola
Lineage: Eukaryota; Fungi; Ascomycota; Eurotiomycetes; Eurotiales; Aspergillaceae
Product: putative PHD finger domain protein (Ing1)
Exons: 5
Coding region: 1-1791 (596 amino acids)
Biological process (GO): regulation of DNA-templated transcription
Cellular component (GO): Rpd3L complex; Rpd3L-Expanded complex; nucleus
Source: RefSeq, a predicted model, not a curated record